GAGAGGGGACGGGGGAAGGCAGCGGGAGGAAGAUGCGCCCGCGGCCUAAGAUUUGUGUUCGUCGACCAGCCGUGACACGCGUCAACACAUUUUGUAAAAUAAUGUAUUUUGAAAGUAGUUAAAUAAAACUAUCAAUAAUUCUGUCAUACGUGGUUUCUUCUUCACCAUCGUCAUGAACAGAAAUUGGUGACCCCCGACGUGAUCGUAAAUUGAAGACGAAACUUUCUGACCGGACGAAUCGGACGUGAUUUGUGACGUAAAGGCGAAAAGAAAAAUAGCCCAUUAAUGUUGGUUGUUGGAUUGCUCGUACCUGACGACUGCACAGCUGUUGGAUUGUCAUAUCUACUGCUGCAUUGAGCUCGUUCAAGGAAGUAGCCAAUUUUCAAUUAUAUUUUCAUUAAUUAUGGGAAUUUUGCCUCAUUUUGUCGCAGAACGCUUGCUUGUGUAAAUCAAAUAUACCCACAUUGUUAUUGUUUGUCGACGCAAUAUACGAUCGUAAUCAAUAAGUAAUUAAUUUGAUUUACUAAUAAUUUAAUGUAAUAAUUUGCUAUUUUAAUGAUGUAUUUUUGCAUAAUUUUCGUAAGUUUUUCUUGAUGCUUUGCUGAUUGCUACUUGGGAAUGAAAUUGUAUUUACCCGCACACACGCAAACAUUUUUUGCUACGAAUCUUCGCACUAUGUGUCAUUAACUGUUAUUUUUUUUGUAAAAUAUUAUUUCGUAUGCUAAUUGUUGGAAAAAGUUACGGCUUUUUAUUCAAUAGCUUUUUUGCACUAUUUGUGAUUUAUGUAUAAAAUAUAUAGGUUCAUGAAAAGUGAUUGUAUACACAGCUAUUUCAUUAGUUUUUUGCCGACUAUUCCAGCUAUCCGAGCCGCCAAGGAAGCCCCUGGAUCCCAACCAAAGCAACUGCGCGUAUAUUAAUCGAAGUGGAACAAAGAGAGCGUAAGACGGGAUCAGUGACGGACUGGACUAAGCGACUUGGCCGCCGCUGUUGAACACUUACAGCGGCCUUUAUGGUUUGGUUUCUUAAUUUAACAUUUAUUAACUUCGUUUCUGGUGAUUGUUUUUGAUUUAUUAUUCGCCCAUUUCGUUGCAUUUUUAAAUUAUGGCGGAAUUCAAAUCAUUAAUUCAGGAACGUGGUACGAUUAGAGGAAGAGUAACUGCCUUUCAUAAGUAUAUGAAAAUUAUAGAAGCAAUUGAUUCUAAAGUAAUGUCUAAGGUUCAGCUUAAUGAGCUUCAAUUUAAACUAGAAAGAUUUCAAAACUUAUUGAACGUUUUUGAUGAAGUUCAACGAAAAAUUGAAUUAUUGAGCGACGAUACUCUAGAACAAGAAAGGCAAUUACAAGAAAGGGAAACAAUGGAAAAUCAUUUUUGUUCCUUAAUCGUACAAGCGCAGAAUAUUAUUGAGAGCUGUAUAGAUGCUCAAAAACCGAAUGAAACUAAUCGUAACGAUGGUUCUUUAAAUUCAUUUGAAUCCAAAUCUAAAUCUCUUAAUAUUAACUUGCCCACAAUAAAUUUGCCUAGUUUUGACGGCAAUUAUUUGAAGUGGUUGGAAUUUCGAGAUACUUUUCGUUCUAUGGUAAACGAAAAUGAGUCAAUUCCGAAAAUAAAUAAAUUUCAUUAUUUACGGUCCGUGUUGGAAGGUAGUGCCGCGGUAGUGAUAAAAUCAAUUGAGUUUUCGUCGGAAAAUUAUGACGUAGCAUGGGACCUACUUUGCCAACGAUAUGACAAUACAAGACUUCUUGUUAACAAUCAUUUAAGGGCAUUGUUUUCAUUUCAACCUAUUGCUAGGGAGUCCCAUCAGUCACUGCGUUAUAUGAUUGAUUAUUUCACAAAACACUUGCGAGCUCUAGGUACCCUAAAGGAACCUACUUCCUUCUGGGACACUUUGAUCAUUUUUAUGAUGACAACAAAACUAGAUGGCGCCACAAGUCGCAAAUGGGAGGAGCACAGGAAUUGUUUGACUGAGCCGCCUUCUCUUGAAUCUUUUUGUGAAUUUUUACGUAAUCGUGCUGAUGUUUUGGAAACUGUACACAUUUGCAAAACUGAACAACCAAAGACGGAUAAACACGUUCAAAGUAAAGAACCAAAAUAUACCAAAUCUUUUGUUGCUGCAAAUUCAUCGUCGAAAUCGUGUGUUAUUUGUUCUAAAAAUCAUUUUCUUUAUGAGUGCGAUAAAUUUAAAAUUAUGAAUGAAGAUGCAAGGUUGAGCCUAGUUAAUAAGCAUAAAUUGUGUUCUAACUGUUUUAAACCUGGUCAUCGUCCCUCUCGUUGCUUCAGGAAAGGCUGCCAGAUAUGUAAUGCGAAACACAACUCGUUAUUACAUAAACAAUUGCAAGAGAAUGGUACCGUGAACACAGACAACAACAUACCUAGCCCGUCUUCUUCUUCUCAAGGCGGUAGUGCCAAUGAACAGGUGUCGCUGUCUGCGAUGAUGCCUGGUCAAGUGUUGCUUUGUACCGCUCAGGUUUUGGGAGAUUGAGGAAUUACCCCCUCUUAACAGGCAGAAGUUCUCAAAGGUUGACGAGGGGACAUAGAAAAAAUGUACCGACAAAUCGAGGUCGAUGAGUCGCAGCGCCAUCUGCAAUUGAUUCUCUGGAGGGAUAAAUCUACUCAGCCACUAAAAAUAUUUCAACUAAAUACGGUAACUUACGGAACAGCCUCAGCUCCUUUUUUGAGUACGAGAUGUCUCUUACAACUAUCCAGAGAUUGUUUAGAAAAUCCCGAUGUAGCGAACGUUAUUGAACAUGAUUUCUACGUCGACGACUUAAAUACUGGGUCAAGUUCCAAAGAGAAACUGCAAAGUACGAUAAAAGGAGUAGUAGAGAAGUUGUCUGAAGCUUGUUUCCCGUUGCGUAAGUUUCGCACAAAUGUUCCUGAAAUCUUUGAUGACAUUUCAGUUACAAAACAAAGCCAAGACUUUUGUAAGGACUCUACAGUACUGGGACUGAAUUGGUCACCUGAAACUGAUACGUUGCGUUUUCUUACUAAGCUUGAAUGUAAUCUUCCAAUUACUAAACGGAAUAUUCUUUCAGUGUCGUCAAAAUUAUUUGACCCGCUUGGUUUGCUGUCCGCUACGACAAUUAUUCCGAAAACUUUGCUGCAGAAAUUGUGGCUGCUCAAAAAUGGAUGGGAUGAUCCUAUACCAGAUCAAAUCAAAGCUGAGUGGCAGGAGUUCUUAGCUAAUUUGAAUCAGUUGUCCACUCUUGAGAUCCCGAGGCACGUCAUUUGCCAAGCUCCAGACAAUGUAGAAUUACACUGUUUUACUGAUGCCUCGCAGAUGGCCUACGGUGCAUGUUUGUAUCUUAAAUCUACAGACAAUGUAGGUAAGGUUACAGUUCACCUUUUUUGUGCCAAGGCUAAAGUGGCUCCACUGAAGCCGGAACUAACUAUUCCUCGGCUAGAGUUGAUGGGUGCUUUGUUAGGUGCUCGAUUGCUGGCUAAGGUGGUACAGUCGUUAAGCUGUAAAGACAUUAAAAUAUCGCGGUGUUUCCUAUGGACGGAUUCAACAAUCGUCUUGGGAUGGAUUCAUUCUGAACCAAAGACGUUGAAAACGUUUGUUUGUAACCGAAUAGAGGAAAUUCGUGAACUUACCUCUGAAUAUGAGUGGAGACAUGUACCUACUCACAGCAAUCCAGCAGACCUUGCCUCUCGAGGUGUAAAGCCGCAACAACUGAAAGAAAACAACCUGUGGUGGAACGGUGCUCCCUUUCUGAUGCAGCCAGAGGGCGAAUGGCCAGGUCAUCACAUAGUGCCUACCACACUUCCUGAAACGAAGGUUAGUUUGAGUUUGCAGUGUGAUGAAAAUAUUGAGUUUGUCCUUUUUCGUACAUGUUCAAAGCUUCACAAGAUGCAAAGAAUCAUGGCCUUUGUAAUGCGCUUUAUACAAAACUGUAAAUCCAAGAGUAAUAAGAUAAAGGGUAGUCUGACACUUAAAGAAUUAAUAAAUUCAUUUUUUACUUUGGCUAAGCUUUCUCAAAGGGAUUCCUUCAAACAGGAUAUCCAUUCACUGAAAACUUCGGGUUGUCUUAACCGCAAAUCGAGAAUCAUAUCACUGAAUCCUUUUUUGGAUACUGAUGGGGUGCUACGUGUUGGAGGUCGUCUUCACAAGGCAUUAGUUCCUUACAAUCAAAAACAUCCCAUCAUUAUUGAUUCUAAACAUAUUUUCACGAAAUUACUUUUUAAACAUGAACACGUUCGUCUUUUACAUUGUGGGCCCCUGCAAUUGUUGUCUUUGAUUCGUGAAGAUUUUUGGCCUAUCGGUGGUCGUGUAUUGGCGACUCAGACAACUAAUAAUUGCGUACAGUGUACCAAAAUGAAAGGCAAAAAUAUACAGCCUAUUAUGUCUAACUUACCUGAUCCUCGUGUCAAUCCAGCUGCUCCGUUUGAGACUUGUGGCACCGAUUUUGCAGGUCCCUUCCUUAUAUUGAAUCGCAAAGGCCGUGGCGCAAGAACAAGCAAAUGCUACUUGUGUCUCUUUGUUUGCUUUUGCACUAAAGCUCUGCACCUAGAGGUCGUGAGUGAACUAAGCACUAAUGCAUUCAUCCUCUGCUUACGUCGGUUCAUCUCUAGACGCGGUAAACCACGCACAAUAUAUUGCGACAAUGGCAAAAAUUAUGUUGGGGCGAAUAAUGAAUUGAAAAGAAUGCUUAAAGCCGCUAAUGAGUCCGUUACUGAUUUCGGUUUAUGUGAGGGCAUAGAGUUUAAAUUCAAUCCAGCCUACGCUCCCAACUUUGGUGGUAUCUGGGAGGCUGGCGUUAAAGCCGCAAAGUUUCAUCUAAAACGUGUAGCAGGAAAUAACGGUUUGACCUUUGAGGAAUUAACAACGUUGUUCUCUCAAAUUGAGGCAAUAUUAAAUUCCCGUCCCCUGACACCUAUGUCAGCGGACCCCUCUGAUAUUACACCUUUAACACCUGGGCACUUCCUUAUCGGGCGUCCAUUAUCGUCGUUACCGGCUCCAACUACGACCAGGAUAUCGAUCAACCGAUACCAGCAGUUAGAACGUAUGAGACAAACGUUCUGGACACGGUGGUCACGUGAGUUCCUGUGUGAGCUUCAGCAGCGUGUAAAAUGGCAGAAGAAUGGCGAGCGGAACGUAAAAAUUGGAGACAUGGUAGUCGUCAAGGAUGAUCAACUUCCACCAAUGAAAUGGAUCCUAGGACGAAUUCACCACAUGUAUUAUGGACCUGAUGGAAUCUGCAGAGUUGUGGAUAUCAAGACGUCAAAGGGCAUCGUCAAAAGAGCGUUAACAAAAAUUUGCGCUCUGCCCACAGGAGAUGCCUAUGAGCUCCUUGGAACCUCAGCUUCCAAGGGGGGGGAGGAUGUUCACGACGUUCAGGGCGAGAGAGGGGACGGGGGAAGGCAGCGGGAGGAAGAUGCGCCCGCGGCCUAA
Molecule: messenger RNA, 5388 nt
Organism: Bombyx mori (domestic silkworm)
Lineage: Eukaryota; Metazoa; Arthropoda; Insecta; Lepidoptera; Bombycidae
Exons: 3
Coding region: 2539-5388 (949 amino acids)
Biological process (GO): DNA integration
Molecular function (GO): nucleic acid binding
Source: RefSeq, a predicted model, not a curated record